Molecule: messenger RNA, 2609 nt
Organism: Lingula anatina
Lineage: Eukaryota; Metazoa; Brachiopoda; Lingulata; Lingulida; Lingulidae
Product: tetraspanin-4
Cellular component (GO): plasma membrane
Source: RefSeq, a predicted model, not a curated record
AGUGCAUGUGAACCAUAACAAAAGAGGGUUAAAAGAAAAUCCACCGGUAUAUGCAAUACUAUUUAACGUUAUAGUUAAAAUCCCUCUGCCCAGGUUCUUGCAAUAUGGGCUCUGGGUUUCUGGUCAUCAAAUAUGUAUUUUAUGGAUUUAAUUGCCUCUUUUGGCUUUUAGGCUGUGCUAGUCUUGGAGUGGGUGUAUGGCUUCAUCAGAACAAGGGUGAAUAUGGGGCAAUAGCCCAGAGUUACAGCUUCCUCAGUGCCCCGGCCUUACUCAUAGCUGCUGGGGUGGUCAUCCUGGUGGUGGGGUUCUUUGGCUGUUGUGGAGCCCUGGCAGAGAACCAGUGCAUGCUACUCACUUAUUUUGUACUGGUUGUCCUAAUAUUUGUCCUACAGAUUGUAGCAGCUAUUCUUGCCUUUGUACACCAAGAUGAGAUCAAUCAUGUAUUAGAAAAUGAACUCCUUGUGGGUAUAAAAGACAAGUAUCCUGGUGAUCCAAGGAGACUAGAAAUGAAAGAUGCCUGGGAUUUAGUUCAGAUUGAACUGGGUUGUUGUGGGGUGUAUAACUACUCAGACUGGUUUAAGUCCCAUGCCUGGCCAGACAAGGACUGGGUGCCAGACUCCUGUUGUAGAGCCUCACAGCAUUCAACCCUCUGUGGGAGAACUGGAAACCCUGCCAUGUGGCAGAGCCAUGGGUGUUUUAAUGAGCUGAAGUAUUGGUUGACCCAGCAUUUAUACAUACUAGGUGUAGUGGCAAUUACCGUAGGAGUGAUACAGAUUUUGGGAAUGGUUGCAGCCAUGGUGCUUUACUGCUGCUUGAGAAACAACAAAUACUACAGAUAACCCUUGGCAAACCCUGAUCAGACCACGCCCUUGCUUAUCUGGAAGAAUCUGAGGUGUUUCAGGUUGGAAUCCAGUCUGGUUACCCUGAAGUCAGUUGCUGUCUUGUUACCUAUAAACCAAGCAGUGGCAUUUUAUAGGGUUCAUGUUAGUGAAAAGAUUUGAGGGGGAUUUACUUAGGUCAGAAACUAAAUUACUGUUUCUGUACCUUCCAAACAAGCAGUGGGAUGAAAUGUAGAUUAAUCCAAUAGUAGUAUAUUGAGACUACUGCUUUGUUUUACAAGAACAUUCCCACAUGAACAAAAAGUUAUGAAAAGAGGAUCAAACAGUGUAUUGCAUUUAUCUUUGAAGCAUAAGCAUUUGCCUUCUAGUCGAAGAUUUAUGAUUAUAAUAAUAUGCAGCAAGUGGUGGAACCAGAGUUGCCCUUUCUGAUAUGAUGUCAAAACCAUAGUGAGAAAGAAAAACUGGAUGUAUUAGGACAUUUUGAAGAUUUCAUUUAUUUGCUGUACAGUAGUUGGAAUCACAAUAGCUGGCACAUUGUAUAACAAAUAUUAAGUAUAAUACUAUAAAUAAUACUCAUGUAAAUAACUUUUAUAGUUUAAUAUUUAGCAUAUAUAUUUUUAAAAACUGAGCAUUUAAGCUGUCAUAUCCAUUAAUGAAACACUCCUCUUAAAAUGUUCAUAUCAGUAUAUUUCAUUUUAAAAGGCACUGGUUUUGAGCUGACUGAUAGCUAUUUAUUUUAAUUGAAAUUUGUGUUUUACCUCGUAACUGAAGGAAAUUAGGACUGAAUUAUGUGUAAAAGAUCUGACUGCUGGAGAGUGAUAGGACAGCUACUUGUUUGAGAUGAAGUGCGCUUUAGGUUCAUUUUAGAUAUUUGUUUGGCGUUGUCUUUGCUGUUAGUUUUUAUUUGGGUAUUCAUUUCCUUUCAUAUGUAAAAUUUAGAACCAACUCUGUUCCUAAGACUCUUGUCAAUGUGCCAUUUUUGCAUUGUAUGAUUUGAAUUAACUUGUAUACAAAUGUAGAACAUACCAUUUUGUUCAAUGAAAUGGUAUCCUUAUCAUUUCAUUUGAAACACAUGCUGAUAGGCCUAUGUGUAAAACUACUUAUUAAUAAUAAAUUUAUAAUGUAUUUUUAUGAUUUGUAAUAUUUUACAAUAUUAUCAAAGUAAAUACCUUGAAAGAAGUUUUUCUUCUUAAUUGAUGACAAUCCUGAAAUUUUGUCACACAAUCUAAUUUAGUAGAUUGGAAAGAUAGUGUUACUGUAACUUCCCACACUUAGUUUAUUCAUCCCUUUUUGACUCAAUUGAAAUUUAUAUUCUCUCAUUAUAUAGCUUUAGAAGUAAUUAGUACCAGAAAUUAAUCAUCAAAUUAGUUUUUUAUUAACGUGCAAGUGGAAGCUAGAUACACCCUGUGUUAUUCAUUUAUAGAAGUAUAGAACAUGAAGCACUUAUAACAUAAAGCACACUCACUCAUCCAUGAUGUCAUGUUGUCACUUUUGUUAUGGAAUCAAUACAUGGUACACUGGCAGAUGGAGAGUUAAAAACCUAUUUGUAAACAAGUGUUAGACAGUCAUGCCCCCCCCCUCCCCUUUCUGUUUUAAUUUGGAGCAUGGCACUCGGGUGCUAAAAUGAAUCAUUAAGAAAAAAAUAAAACAAUUUCAGGGUUUGUCAGGGUGUCUGAUAAACCUAAGAGACAGUUAAAUGUUAUUUACCAGUCAUGACUGUAUACCCUAUAUACCAUUUCCUUCAUAAGGCGUACUUAUGUUAAUAUAAUU